Aureobasidium namibiae CBS 147.97 is the source of this 849-nucleotide messenger RNA. RefSeq names its product purine and uridine phosphorylase. Gene Ontology annotation, biological process: nucleoside metabolic process. The record is from RefSeq and is a predicted model, not a curated record. The transcript has 2 exons. The coding region runs from base 1 to 849 and encodes 282 amino acids. Gene Ontology annotation, molecular function: catalytic activity. Lineage: Eukaryota; Fungi; Ascomycota; Dothideomycetes; Dothideales; Saccotheciaceae.
AUGCCAGAUCCAAAGCAGUACACUGUGGGUUGGAUUUGUGCUCUUUCUAUCGAGAGUAUUGCGGCAUGUUUGUUCCUCGACAAAGAGCAUAAGGGCCGAUCGGAUCAUCUCUCUGCUAAUGACAGCAACGACUACACCCUUAGCGAGAUGUCCGGUCUUAAUGUUGUCAUCGCAGUGAUGCCAGAUGGCGGGUACGGCCAGACCUCCGCCACGGGCGUGAUCAAGGACAUGCUUAACAGCUUCCCUAACAUCAGAGUCGGCAUGAUGGUUGGCAUUAGAGGCGGCGCCCUAACGGCGAAGCACGACAUCCGACUUGGUGACGUCGUUUACGACUACGGCAAGUUGAUCCAAGGUCAGGGGUUCCAGCAUAUAGGCUUUCUGAACCAGCCUUCGACGCUUGUCCGCACGACAGUCAGCGGUCUGAAGACGCAAUACAAGAGGAAAGGUCACAAGAUCGAGGAGACCAUUAGAGCGAUUCUCGACGACAACCCUAGACUGAGCGAGGAGUUCGGUCAUCCGGGUGAAGACAAAGACCGCCUCUAUAGAUCCGACGUGGCCCACUCUGUCCCUUGUGGAGAGAUAUGUGAGGAUCGGUGUGGUGCGCAACCGGCACAAAUGGUGGGACGCCGCAAGAGAAGCGCGAGAGAGGACAGCCUAGCGAUCCACCACGGCAUAGUCGCUUCUGGUAGCAGCUUGAUGAAAGACGUAAUGGUCAGGGACACCCUAGCGAUGGAAAUGGGCGUGAUGUGCUUCGAGAUGGAAGCCGCUGGGCUGACGAACCACUUCCCAUGCCUAGUCGUGCGGGGCAUUAGCGGCUGCUCGGACUUGCAUAAGAACAAGCAGUGGUAG